GGUGUAGAUAAUAGACUAGGGAGAAUGGAGAAUUCAAGAAAGCUUGCCAGUGUGAUUAUUAUACUGUUAGCGCUAGUACUUCAGUAUGUGUGCGUGUGGGGACUGAAAGAGUGCACAAACAUUCCAACCCAGCAGUCUUCCCACACUCUGCGCUACGAGGUGGAGUCCUCAAAAGAUGAGGCGUGGAAAGCACUUGUGCACUCGCAUUUUGCCCAUUUGACUCCAACUGACGAGAACUUUUGGGCUACUCUCAAACUAUCUCGUAGGCAAGAUCUGGAAGACGCGCAGGAGGAUUUCAAGUGGAGAAUGAUGUACAGAAGAUUGAGAGAGAGCAAUAACAAUAGUGUUAUUAAUGGACAAAAUUUCCUGCAGGAGGUUCCAUUGCACAACGUUCGUGUGGACCCUAAUUCAGUGUAUGGUGAAGCCCAGCAGACGAAUUUGGAGUACUUGUUGAUGUUGGAUGUGGAUAAUUUGGUUUGGAGUUUCAGAAAAACAGCGGGGUUGCCCACCCCUGGGAAGCCCUACGGUGGAUGGGAAGACCCAAAGAUGGAGUUGAGAGGGCACUUUGUAGGCCAUUACAUGAGUGGUACUGCUUUGAUGUGGGCUUCCACCCAUAAUAAGACACUUUUUGACAAGAUGACCUCUCUUGUCUCUGCUCUUGCGGCUUGCCAGAAGGCCAUGGGAACUGGUUAUUUAUCUGCAUUUCCUUCUGAGUUCUUUGAUCGUUUUGAGGCCGUCCAAUAUGUUUGGGCACCAUACUAUACUAUUCACAAGAUCAUGGCAGGAUUGUUGGAUCAGUACACCUUAGCUGGAAAUAAACAAGCACUCAAGAUGACUACGUGGAUGGCUGAUUACUUUUACAAGCGUGUCCAAAACGUUAUACAAGAGUGGACAAUAGAGAGACAUUGGACAUCCCUCAAUGAAGAGACUGGUGGCAUGAAUGAUGUUCUCUAUCAACUUUACACCAUCUCUAAUAACCCAAAACAUCUCGAGCUCGCCCAUCUUUUUGAUAAGCCUUGCUUUUUGGGGCUAUUAGCUAUGCAGGCUGAUAGUCUUUCGGGAUUUCAUACAAAUACACAUAUUCCUGUGGUUAUAGGCUCACAAAUGAGAUAUGAGGUCACAGGUGACCCACUCUACAAGGAAAUUAGUACAUUUUUUGUAGAUAUUGUAAAUUCAUCACAUGCAUGGGCAACUGGUGGAACUUCUAGUAGUGAAUUUUGGGAGAAUCCAAAGAGAUUACUCGACUCUCUUUCUACAGAAACUGAAGAAGGCUGUUCUUCAUACAACUUAUUAAAGGUUAUUCGUCACUUAUUUCGAUGGACUAGAGACAUGCAAUAUGCAGAUUACUAUGAACGUGUUUUGACAAAUGGUAUGCUUGGAAGACAAAGAGGAACAAACCCAGGGGUUUAUAUUUAUAUGCUUCCUCAAGGUGCUGGAGUUUCUAAGGCCCAUAGUUAUCAUGGUUGGGGUGAUUGGAAUAAUUCAUUUUGGUGUGAUUAUGGCUCAGGUGUUGAAUCAUUUUCUAAAUUAGGAGAUUCUAUAUAUUUUGAAGAGAAUGGUGUAAAUCUUAAUUUGUACAUCAUUCAAUUUAUACCUAGCACAUUUACUUGGGAUAAUGCUGGAUUUAACUUGAAGCAAGUAAUUCAACCUUUAUUUUCUCAUGAUCCAAAUCUCAAUGUCUCAAUAGAGUUCUCUCCAUUUAAGCAACAGAAGAGUGGAAAGGCUAGUGAUGUGGAUUUUACAGUGAACAUACGAAUACCGUUUUGGACAUCUAAAAGUGCAAUGGCAAUACUGAAUACAGAAACACUUUCACUACCAUCUCCUGGAAGUUUUUUGACCAUUAAAAGAAAAUGGAAGUCCGGAGAUAAGGUGACUUUGUCAUUACCAGUUGGUCUUAGGACAGAGAGGAUUAAAGAUGAUCGUCAUCAAGCUGUGUCUAUUCAAGCAAUUCUUUUUGGUCCAUAUCUACUUGCUGGCAUAGCUAAUAAAGGAUGGGACCUCAACAUUGGGAAAUCAUCUUCAAUAAAUGAUUGGAUAAAGCCAGUUCCUGCUAUAUAUGCGUCUCAAUUGUUUAGCUUUCAUCAAGGAGAUAUUAAAAAACCCUUUGUACUUCAACACAAUAAUAGUCACGUUUUAAUGGGAAAAUUUUCAACGAAGGGGACAGAUGAAGCAGUUCAUUCUAGUUUUAGAGUUGUUGAUCCUUCACAGGUAAAGAAAGGGUAUCGUUCAACCAUGGAUUUUAUUGGGAAGAAUAUCUAUCUAGAGCUAUUUGAUCAACCCGGAGUUGCUAUUUCACACCAAGGACCAAACAACCCAGCUAUAACUGCACAUACCAAUAAAAAUAAAGCAAUAAUGUUCAAAGUGAGUGAAGGGUUGAAUGGAAAAAAGAAUACCAUAUCCUUUCAGUCCACAAGUCUUCCAAAUUGCUUUCUCUUUGGAGGAGGAUCAACUGUACAAGCUAUUGUAUUGAAAUGCAAGCCCAGUACAGUUGAUGAGAAUUUCAAAGAUUCAGUUAGCUACAUUGGAACCAGAGGAAUUGAUACAUAUCAUCCCAUUAGUUUCAUUGCUAGUGGAUCAAACAGAAAUUAUCUACUCAAACCCCUCCAAAGCUACAUGGAUGAGUUCUAUACUUCCUAUUUCAACAUCACAACUUGAGUUAUUUUAGGUUGUCAAGUCAAUACAGACUAUAUUAUGAGAGUAUCAUUCUAUUGGGAUUUGCACUUGAAUGUUGACCAAUGUAUAUAAUAUAAUGGUAAUUAUUAAUAUUUAUAUAAUAUAAUGGCAGUUCAUUUUUUGUGCGGC
Messenger RNA from Cryptomeria japonica (Japanese cedar), 2802 nucleotides. RefSeq lists its product as uncharacterized. The transcript has 11 exons. The record is from RefSeq and is a predicted model, not a curated record. Gene Ontology annotation, molecular function: alpha-L-arabinofuranosidase activity. Lineage: Eukaryota; Viridiplantae; Streptophyta; Pinopsida; Cupressales; Cupressaceae. The coding region runs from base 25 to 2655 and encodes 876 amino acids. Gene Ontology annotation, biological process: L-arabinose metabolic process.